GCAGACAUCUUGCGAACAGCGGUACAGCUGCUGAAAAAUUGCUCUUCUUAAGUUAUUAAGUUUUUUUCGCGUGUGUAUGAUUAAUGAAGCGCGAAGUGAAGAUGUUUUCCAUACGUGGUGCUAACAUAUUGAUCCUUAAUAAGGAAAGUGGUGAACAGACGCGAAAAAUCGCAGUGAAAACGGAUCGUGUAACAAUUGGCGCCCAUCCGCUGAACAGCAUACGGCUGCACACACUCGAAGCAGAGCGGCUUCACUGUAAAUUGUUUGCCGAUUCAUCGAAUUCGGUUACUAUCCACAACUUUUCUGUGCGUAAUCCGGUCCUGCUGAAUGGCGUACGACUGGAGGGCAAAACAGUGAUACAGAAUGGCGAUAAAUUCGAAGUGGCUGGCUACUUAUUUGAGUGGAACUAUAAUCCAGCUAAUAUUAAUGCGGUUCGAAAAUCGACCAAACGCGCCACUUGUCUGCCCAGUGUUGGAAAGCCCAAAACAUUGAAACGCGUAAGAAGCUUCGGAGAACUCGUUAAACAAUGUUCUGUAAAAGUUCCGCGUGAUGUUGGUUUGAUGUUGAAUGCAAUUCGGAAACGCAGAACAAUACACAGCAUCAUUGUACCUUCAUUGAACCGGUCCCCGGAAUCAGAUGGAACGCAUGAGAAUGUCCAUUUAACCGAUAACAGUCAUGCGCAGGCCGAUACCACCAUGCAAAUGGAAUUGAAUGCCGCCAAUCCAGUUGCUACCCCCAACGAAAUUUCAACAAUUGAAAAGGAAAACGUUACAUUACGACACGAAAUACCCAAACUACAGACUACAGGCGUCAUGCUUACAUCGUACGUUUCCUUAGCAGAAAAACGACAUUUAACAUGUAAAACACCGGUCGCCUCACCUAAGCGAACGCCACUGCGACACAAGAACGCAACUUUUGAUAAAACAGAAAUUGAAGAAUAUCUGGUAAAUGUGUCCAAUCCACACGAUUCGAUGCAUUUAAUCGAUCUAACAACGCCUAUUAAAUCGCGGCCCCCAAGCGCAGUGCGCAAAGUUUUCUCCGGAAAAGUGGCCCAGUCUCCUCGUGUAUUGGACGCUAUCAAUUUGAUCUCACCAAGUCCGAAGAAAGUUAAUCGAACGCCUAAUUCGGUGAAAGCUGUAGCACCUUCAACACCUAAAGUAGCAUUGCUUAAAUCGGCCAUUAAAAAUUCUCGAAUACAUGCUUCGGACACUAAGAAAACACCGUUGGCGUCGUCUCUAUCGAACAAGAAGACGCCAAAUGUUAAGAUCAAUUCGAGCGUACGGACAGAUACACAUAAGGUGACACCGAUUUCUAGCAAAACUUCUGCGGUUAAGUUGCGCAAACAUUUGAUAUCGUCGCUAAACAAAAAAGAUUCUAGUGGCACUCCAGUUCCAAUUAUCACUGCAGAAGCACCGACAGAUCCAAACACUACUCCAAUACCAAUUGUGACAACCGAAACAGUAAGCAAACAUUCAACACCGGUACCCGAAAGCAUCCCUAGGGACCAACAGUCGCUACAAUCCGUAAUACCCGAAUAUAAAGACGAGAUUAUCGCGAAUGUUGUAGAUACGGGUGUUGAAGACACGGCAGUUGUUAUACCGAUGUUUGAUGUACAAUCAGUUAUAAAGAAGCCCAACAGGACAACACAAAUACGAUCGGCAAAAUAUUCAGAUGUGACGCCUCAUGAAUCCUUUAUGGAUGGAGUAACACCAGCUGUUGUCCCGCCGGAAGAUAAUGCGCUUGUGUUGCAUGCGGACAUCAACGAACCCGUGCGAUCUAACACGCUAAACGAAGAGCUGAAAAACGUGAACGACGUACCUACAUGUACCCGCCUGAACCGUAAUUCUUGCUUACCGAUUAGUACUGCGCAACUUACGCCCCAGCCAACAAAGUCACGGAAAACAUUUAGCGCUCUCGAUUACAACAGUUUAUCCGUAAGCCCGAUGAGCCGUGUUAGUAUCCCGGAAGAUCCGAUAAUAGAUUUGGAUUUAGAUUCGGAACUCAGUUCUCUGGAUGAUCACGUGAAUGAGGAUGAACUUUUGGCAAGUAGUGAUUCAGAGCCUGUCCAUGAUAUAGAAAUAUUACCCGCGAAAGUUAGUACACCGCAGCUGAGGGAUUCGUUGCGAGAUACGCGAAAAUUUAUUGGUAGCGCUUUUACGUCCUUAAACACAUCAAGACCACAGCUGGACUUGACAGCCGAAAUAGAUGAAAGCCUACUGAUUAAUGAGGAAGAAGAACCGGAUCACGGUAAUAAUGAGAUGUACAACAUGCAAGCAGCUCAUGAGUCAGAGUUGCCAAAUGAACAAAUUAUUUCAAAUGCCCUUGUCGUAAGUGAUGACACGGCGACGCCAAUGGAAACGAAGCCGAAAUCAUCUUCAGCAUCAAUUCUUUCUAACAGUAUGCGGGAAUGCUUUUCAUCUAAACACUCGAAAAUAAAUGACAAUCGAAGGAAUACGCUCUCCACUGCAGUUCUACAGGAUUCAUCAAGAGGAUUGACGAAAGAAGACAUAAAUUGUGUUUCACAAUAUAUGAAAACGACUCCAUCUGAGGAAGAACCCAAACACGUCUCCGAUGUCUCUGUCCAUGAGCAGCUGCAACCAGUUGAUGCUGAUCUCGAUUACAGUAAGAAUAUGCUGAAUCCUGCUGCAGAUUCCAACCAACUGUCGCCUAACUAUAGCUUAAAGAUCAUUCCGAAAACACCAACACGUUUGCCGGAAUCUGCCAAUGAGCAUGUAAGUGAAACUAAAAUGCUGCUUAGCACUCCUAAAAUCGCCGAUGAGUACAUACAAGAAAACCGUGAGAAUAUGUUCAGCACACCGAAAGCAAUAGAAUCAUCUGAGGUGGGCUGCGAUAGGGUAUCAACGUGUAUCAAUCUGAUAGGUGUUAAGGAAAUGCUUAAGACUCCUAAAGUCUCUCAUUCAGACGUUAAUUACUGCCAUGCGAUGGAAAAUAUGUUUAGAACACCGAAAUCCGUAGUUUCAUCUGAGACAGAGAAGGAAAACAGUUUUGCUAAUGUUGAGUGUAAUGAAGAAUUGCACAACACUCUACCCGAAGGCCAAUCUGAUGGUCAAGACUGUGAAGAAAUUCAACAUGGUAUUAAUGCUGAGCCUACAUCGCCAAGCGCUGAAUUAGUGGACAUUGACAAGAUGAAGGAACUGAGCAGCACACCUAAGUCGAUAUCUUUCGCUGAUGCAGAUCGAAAUGACUCAUCUUGUAUCGAUCUGGAAGAUUCUGUUGACCCUUUGUCGUCUGCUGUUGAUAUCGAAGGCAAUCGUCAGGUCGAGGAGAUACCGAGCACACCGAAACCGAUAUCUAGUAUCGAUGAAGAUCAAAAUGAGUUAUCCUGUGCGGAUCUGGUAGAAGCUGAAGACGUCGAGAUGCAGGAGUUAAACAGAACACCGAAGCCGAUAUCUAGUAUCGACGCAGAUAAAAACGAGUCAGUUUGUAUUGAACUAGCAGUUGCGGAUGAUUCCUUAUCACCUGCUGCUACUGUAGAAGAUACUUGUGAGGUCGAAAAAAUACCCGAUGAACAGCCAAGUGCGUCAACCUGUACCGAUCUUGCAGAUGUCGUGGAAGAUGUGGCAUCAACUGGCAAUAUCGAAGAAAACGAUGAGGUGAAUGAGUUGAACAGAACACCGAAGGCAAUUUUGUCUAUGCAAGUAGAAAACGAGAAACAAAAUUGUGUCAAUCUGGUAGGUGUGAAAGAGCUGCUUAAGACGCCUAAAAAUUGCAACGCUGAUGAUGCAGAUUAUCGUGAGCUUCAGGACAUGUUCAAAACACCAAAGCCGUCAUCUAGAAUUACUGCUAAGGGCUCAGAGACGUGUGUAAGUUUGGUCGGGGUAAAAGAACUGUUAAAAACUCCUAAAAACAUCGACAUGGAUGCUUCAAACUUGAGUGCGAUUCAAAAUAUGCUUAAAACUCCUAAGCCGGUAUCUUGCGAUGAUGCAGAUUCGAAUGAGUCAGUCUGUGCCGUUGUUGAGCAUGUAGAAGAAGAGCCUGGAUCGCCAUGCGCUGAUAUUGAUGACAAUUGUAAGGUCGAAGCGAUACCCAAAACACCGAAGGCGCAAUCUGCUUCUGUCCUAGAUCAAAAUAAGUCAACAUGUGUUGAUAUUUCUAACGACGUACAGCCUGCGUCACCAAGCACUGAUAUAGAACACCAUGUUGAGGUUGAGGCAAAGGAGUUGUUACAAACACCGAAUCUGACACGUCAAUCUGGAAAGGAAGAUCAAAACUGCGGCAAUCUGGUAGGUGUGAAAGAGCUGCUUAAGACUCCGAAAAACAGCAACAUAGAUGAUGCUGAUUACCGUGAGCUUCAGGACUUGUUCAAAACACCAAAACCAUGCAAACCUGCAAUUUCCGGAAAAGCAGAAGAUCCCAUUGUAAAUUUGGUCGGGGUAAAAGAACUGUUAAAAACACCCAAAACUACCCACAAAGAAACUCAAGACUCGAUUGCGAUGCAAAAUAUGUUCAAAACACCGAAGGCAACAUCUUCAGUUGAAACAAGCACCGAUAAAGCAGAAUCAUCCUUUGUUAAUCUAGUUGGUGUAAAAGAGCUGCUCAAGACUCCUAAAAACUCCGUAACAGAGACGCAAGAUUUGUCUGAUAUGCCAGAUAUGUUUAAAACUCCAAAACCUAUAGCUGCAAAUAAGUUAGACAACAAGAAAUCAGUAAAGCAUGAUGAUAGCGGAAAAGAGUCCGUCGAAAUGGCAAAGGAGGAGACAAAACUUGAUCCAGCAACACCUACGAGAACGAUGAGAAAGCGAAAGCUUUAUUCAAGAAAAUAUGAGGAACUGAAAACACCAGACAACUUAACGGCUCCAAGUCCACAGCGUGGUGUUUCAGAUGCAGAGUAUUUGAACAUAUUAAAACUCCCAGUCGCGAAGGAGAAUAUUUUAACUGAAAAGUUUUCGGAAUCUCCUGCUCGAAGAGAUAUGCCGAAACGAACAUGUCGUCAAAAAAUCGAAAGUUUGUCAGAGGAGGUUUUGGCCGGAAAGUCUCCAGCCCCGAAAUACUGCAAACCACCAGCGCAGAAAGAAGAUGCUGCUACGCCAAUCAUAAAGGAAGAAGUAGAUGCGCUAUUAACAAUUAGACGUGUUGCAUUCGUUGAUGUUGUAAACGUUAAGGAAUUCAACUCGCCAAAUAUUGUUGGGGAUGUAAUAAAGAACGUUAAUAGACAACCACGUGGAAGGAAACGUAUUACUGAGGCACAUGAUUCGUUGAAUAGCUCAGAAGAAGCUACGGAGCAGGUGGUUGAAAAUGUCAAGAGAAAACGUGGGCGACCUGCCAUGGUUAAGGAGAAUUUGGAACAACAGAAGGCAGUUGCCACGGGUGGUAGUCAACGAAUAACUGAAUCUAACGCAACUAGCGAGUCAGAGGAUUUAGUUAGCGACCAACAAAGCUCGGAUGUCACUAAUGAGGAUAUGGGGCUUGUUGAUACAGAGACAAAGGAGAAAAAUGAAGAUGAGCAACCCACUGAUGUAGCUGGUAUCGAGCAGAAACUACCAAGAAGACGGCAACAAACAAAAGGGCUCAAAUCAGCAUCAGCAACGAAGCACAUUUUAAGCGAAGAAAGUGUGAAUGAAAACGAUACACCGGUCAAGAAACGGGGACGGACACAAAAGAAAGCGUCUGAAGUUGAUGUUUUGGCUGAAACAUCUAAUAGCACACCUUUGAGAAGGGGAAGGCCUAAGAAAGCUUUGCAAAUAGUAGAAGAAACAGCCUCAACAGAUAACCAGAAUAAUGAAACAGAUAAACUAGCACAGGAUGAAACGAAGUCAGUUGAUGAAAAAGCUAAUGUAGAAGUAAAUAACGUGACCGAAUCGGGGAAAGAAGAGCAAGAUAUUGUAAAACCUGUUGUAAAAGGACGUAGACGUAAGAUAGAAGCACACAAGGAGGAAAAUACGGUGCAUAAGUCAGCGGAAACUGUACAAGAAGCAACGAAGCCUGCCAGCAGAGGCCGUAGACGUAAGGUUGAAGAACCACAGGAGAAAGAAUUGGAAAAAGAAGUUUCAGAAACAGUGCAGGAUCAGCCGAAAGUUGUUGGUAGAGGCCGUAGACGUAAGAUAGAGGCACAUAAUGAAGAUGAAGCGGUAAAAGAAGAUGUUGUAGCAGUUGCACAGCAAACGACGAAACCGGUAGCCAGAGGCCGUAGACGCAAGAUUGAAGAACAUAAUGAUGAAGAACCGUUAGAAAAAGUAACAGAAGAUGUGCAGGAUUCAUCUAAAUCUGUUGACAAAACUCCUCAGCGUAAUACAGAGGUAUGUGUCGAGGAAGAUUCGGCCAAAGUAGAUGUCGCUGUUGCACAGAAUGAAACCAAGCCUGUGCGUAAAGGUGGCAGACGUAAGCAGGAACUAAUUAAAGCAGAAGACACAGAGAGUGAAGAUGCAUCAGUUAUAAAGGAUGAAGUGAAGCCUGUCGGCAAAGGGCGUAGACGUAAAGUAGAAGUGCAGACAAAAGAAGAGUCGACUGAAGUGAAAGCUGUCAAAGGUCGUAGACGUAAGAUAGAGGUGCCGGCUGAGGAAGUAGAACCACAGAAAGUGGAAGAGAAACAUGAACCUAGUGAAACUCCAAAACGUGGUAAGAGCGAAACUGUUGUCGUCAGUGGAUCGCAGCAGGAUACAGGCGAACAGAAACACGAUCAGGAAACUAGCGCCAAAACCACGACAAAGGCAAGAAAAACCGCCAAAAAAGAUGAAGCAAGCAAUACUGAUGAUUCGGUCGCAGUAGAAAAUGCUGCUGAUUCAAGUCCAAAAACCGAGACGAGGCCGGUGAGAAGAACUCGUGCUAAACGGAACUAAUUCGUAAAUGGCGUGGUAACAUCAUCAUUUAUUUUGUUUGGUUCAUUCGUUUUUAUUUUACGAUAUACAUAUUAUCUCUUUUGUGUUAUUUCGUUUGUGUAAUGCGUAUGAGUGAUUUGAAUACACUUUAUUAUAUUAUAGUUUUUAUUA
Messenger RNA from Anopheles coluzzii, 6947 nucleotides. RefSeq names its product titin. The record is from RefSeq and is a predicted model, not a curated record. The transcript is spliced from 6 exons. Bases 84 to 6797 code for a protein of 2237 amino acids. Gene Ontology annotation, molecular function: protein binding. NCBI's taxonomy places the organism in Eukaryota, Metazoa, Arthropoda, Insecta, Diptera, Culicidae.